AUGAAGCAAAAUCAAGAUCUAAAAUCAACUCCUCUUGGUUCAUCAAAUAUUUUAUCUCAUUCCACAGGAAAUACAAAUAUGCAUGGUGAAAAUAGUUGGUCUGUUUAUACGGGUCCAAUUCAUCAAGAUCCAAUAUUAAUAUCUAGAAAUAUACCAACAACAAUGGACAAUAGUGUUCUAUCAACAACAGACAUACAAUCAUCUCUUAUGGCAACAUCUUCAACUCAAUCGAAUACAAUGUUAGCGAACAAUAUGACAGUUAAUAACACCAAUGAAUCAAACAAAAUAAAUUAUCAAUUUAAAGUUAUGCUAUUAGGAGAUUCGGGCGUUGGGAAAACAUGUUUACUUGUGCGUUUUAAAGAUGGCACAUUUUUAGCCGGUAGUUUUAUAGCAACAGUGGGCAUCGACUUUCGAAACAAAAUUGUUACAUUAGGAGAAAAACAGAUUAAAUUACAAAUAUUUGAUACGGCAGGUCAAGAACGAUUUCGUAGUGUAACACAUUCGUAUUAUCGUGAUGCCCACGCCUUAUUGCUACUUUAUGAUGUGACAAAUUAUUCAUCAUUUGAAAAUAUAAGUGUUUGGCUAAGUGAAAUAAAAGAAUUUGCUCAUGAUGAUGUAAUUAUAAUGUUAAUUGGAAAUAAAAUUGAUAAAUCACAACGUGUAGUAUCAAAAGAGGCUGGUGAACGUUUGGCAAGAGAUUUUGAAGUCAGCUUUUUGGAAACAAGUGCAAAAACAGGACAAAAUGUUGAAUUAGCAUUUAUGGCGUGCGCUCAAGCACUUAUUGACAAAGAAUCAAGUAUUAAAAGUGGAAAAGAAUCAAUGAAUGAAAUGAUGAAAAUGACACCUGGUACCAAUGGAAAAGAAGCAUCGAAAAGUAGUGGAUGGUGUUGUUAA
Molecule: messenger RNA, 894 nt
Organism: Didymodactylos carnosus
Lineage: Eukaryota; Metazoa; Rotifera; Eurotatoria; Philodinida; Philodinidae
Source: the annotation of a GenBank genome assembly